AUGGCGUGGUGCAUAAGUCAUGAAUUAUAUUCCUUACAAAGGAUCGCAAGAUUCCCCUUUCUUCCCCUCCUUCGUCGCUUCUCCGCCGCCGCCUUCUCCGGCGACGUUCGCCUCUUUCCCUCCCUCAUCUUGCCCCAUUCUUCUUCCCCGAAGUCAAGCUCUCACAAGCUUGUUGCUCUCUCGAUCGCCGCCGUCGUCUCCGCACUCGUUGUUCUCGCCAUUGCCGUCUUCUUCUACCGGCGGAGGCGCAGCCGGAGGAGCGACCUCUCUGAAGACAAGACUUUCAGAUCGGAGAACAGCAGUAGGUUGUUUCCGGCCAGCAAUGCUGAGAGGACUAACACUAGGGCGCAGAAGCUGCGGACUGGCUCCGCCGCGAGUUCCGAGUUUCUCUACCUGGGGACUCUGGUCGAUUCGCGGAGGAUCGACGAAGGAGUCAAUCCGAGCAGUAAUGGCGAACGCGAAGACCGGUUUGACGCUCGGAAAAUGGAGUCGCCGGAGCUUCAUCCGCUUCCGCCGCUUGCUCGGCAGAAUUUGGGGCUUAACAGUGGCAACAACGGUACUGAAGUGAAUUCCACUGCCGACGACGAAGAGGAAGAGUUUUACUCUCCGAGAGGGUCUUUGGGCGGACGAGAUAGCUCAAUUGGCACUGGAUCGGGUUCGAGGAGAGCUUUCGCCGCCGUGGCCGGCGAAAAUUUCAAGGGAAGGAACAGUGGUUCUAGUGAAGCUUCGCGCACAUCGUCUUGUUCAGCUUCGCCUGAUCGUUCGCACUCGAUUAGCUACUCUCCGCCUGUGUGUUCUAGUCCCAAAAGAGCAGAAUUCAAGUCUUCCGUGUCUUCAGAUUUACAGGCUCCACCACCACCACCACCACCACAACCACAAAUGGCUAAUGAAAAGACCGUAAUUUCACCCUUUUCUUCUCCUGGGAAAGUUUCAGAGAAGAAUUCAGUUGUUUCACCACGGAUUUCCAAUGUUUCCCAUGAAAAUGUACGGUCUCCUUCGUUAUCUCCGCUUUCUUCUUCGCCAGAUAGAGCUCUGAAAGGAUACACAGGUACAUUUGAUGGAUUUAGGCCAUCUCCUUUACAGUCUUCGGCGUCGUCCUCACCGGAGAGAGGUUUGGAGAAGAUUCCAGAAGCAUCGCUUACAAAGCAAUCUCCCUCUUUGUCAUCUUCAUCGUCGUCAGAGAGAGCUCUCCAGGGACACAGCGAAGUAUCUCCUAGAACAUCAAAUGCUUCCGAAAGGAAGUGGCAGGUUUUUUCGCCGUCUCCACCUUCUCGCUCGCCGGAGCGAGAUUCGCCGAAAAACUCAGAUGCAAAAUCAAUCAUUUCGAAUGAUUCUGUUGGAUUUUCGUUUG
Morus notabilis is the source of this 1351-nucleotide messenger RNA. Its product is annotated as formin-like protein 1. The record is from RefSeq and is a predicted model, not a curated record. Lineage: Eukaryota; Viridiplantae; Streptophyta; Magnoliopsida; Rosales; Moraceae. The transcript is spliced from 2 exons. Gene Ontology annotation, biological process: actin cytoskeleton organization; actin nucleation. The annotation marks the transcript as partial. Gene Ontology annotation, molecular function: actin filament binding.